AUUGUCAUGUUUCACUACAACAAGAUAAAAUCAAGCAUUACUAGUAGAUAAAUAGAGGAAUACUUGUUGACAAACAUUUACUUUUGUAAUUUUGUUACUCUUAGUGUCUUAAUUUAAAUAUGGCUAGGGUGAAGGCAUUGGGCUUUCUUGCCUUGCUUGUUUUGUCAACUCUUAUUAUGGCCUCUGAAGGUCGGGUGGCACGAAAGGAUUUGGGCCUAGACGUGGGUGGUGGUAUAGGAGUGGGCGUUGGUGCUGGUGUAGGCUUGGGUUUAGGAGGUGGAAGUGGUUCAGGAGCCGGUGCAGGAGCCGGUUCUGGCUCUGGCUCUGGCUCAAGAUCAAGUUCUAGCUCAAGCUCAAGCUCAGGUUCAACUUCCUCGGGCAAUGGUGGUGCAGGUUCAGAGGCAGGCUCGUAUGCUGGAUCAAGAGCUGGUUCUGGUUCAGGCAAUCGAGGUGGAUCAAGUGGUGCUGGUUCAGAGGCAGGCUCAUACGCUGGAUCAAGAGCUGGUUCUGGUUCCGGUAAUUAAGGCCGAUCAUGUGUGCUCGUGAAUACGGAGGUGACUAUGGUAACUAAAUAUUCCAUUAGAAAAAUAAAAAAGGAGAUUAAUUACUACUUUUGUAUGAAUAAGAAUAAAGAAUAUAUAAUGCAUGGAGUCCUAUAUUUGUAAUUAGUACCUUGUACUAGUUUGUGCCGUUGUCACUUGUGUAUUAGAUUAAAUGGAGUAAUUUAAGUAUGGUUUGUGUUUUAUGU
This is a messenger RNA of Nicotiana tabacum (common tobacco), 748 nucleotides long. The record is from RefSeq and is a predicted model, not a curated record. Lineage: Eukaryota; Viridiplantae; Streptophyta; Magnoliopsida; Solanales; Solanaceae.